AGGCAAACCCUGACGUGUCGGGGAGGAGCCGGGCGCGGAGGUGCGGGGAGUGGAGCGCAGGGCUGCGGAGUGGAGCAGAGCUGAGCGGCUGGGCGGGCCUGGCCAGGCCAGCGGAGCGGACGCGUCGGUCGGGUGGGGGCGAACAUGCGUUUUUGACACAUUGGAGGCUUUCUUGAUCAUGGAUGGUGAAGAUACACCAGAUUUUUCAACUUUAAAGGAGGAAACUGCUUAUUGGAAGGAACUUUCCUUAAAGUAUAAACAAAGCUUCCAGGAAGCUCGGGAUGAGCUAGUUGAAUUCCAGGAAGGAAGCAGAGAAUUAGAAGCAGAGUUGGAGGCACAAUUAGUACAGGCUGAACAAAGAAAUAGAGACUUGCAAGCUGAUAACCAAAGAUUGAAAUAUGAAGUGGAAGCACUAAAGGAGAAACUAGAACAUCAAUAUGCACAGAGCUACAAGCAGGUCUCAGUGUUAGAAGAUGAUUUAAGUCAGACUCGGGCCAUUAAGGAGCAGUUGCAUAAGUAUGUGAGAGAGCUGGAGCAGGCCAACGAUGACCUAGAGCGAGCCAAAAGGGCAACAAUAGUUUCUCUGGAAGACUUUGAACAAAGGCUAAAUCAGGCUAUUGAACGAAAUGCAUUUUUAGAAAGUGAACUUGAUGAAAAGGAAUCUUUGUUGGUCUCUGUACAGAGAUUAAAGGAUGAAGCAAGAGAUUUAAGACAAGAACUAGCAGUUCGGGAAAGACAACAGGAAGUAACCAGAAAGUCGGCUCCCAGUUCUCCAACUCUAGACUGUGAAAAGAUGGAUUCUGCUGUCCAAGCAUCGCUUUCUUUGCCAGCUACUCCUGUUGGCAAAGGAACAGAGAACAGUUUUCCUUCACCAAAAGCUAUACCAAACGGUUUUGGUACCAGUCCACUAACUCCUUCAGCUAGGAUAUCAGCACUAAACAUCGUGGGGGAUCUCUUACGGAAAGUAGGGGCUUUAGAAUCCAAGUUAGCAGCUUGCAGGAAUUUCGCAAAGGACCAAGCAUCACGAAAAUCCUAUAUUUCAGGGAAUGUUAACUGUGGGGUGAUGAAUAGCAACGGCACAAAGUUCUCUAGAUCAGGACAUACGUCUUUCUUCGACAAAGGGCAAGAAAAAGUCAUAUUUCCCACGUUGUUCAUGGGGCAGUAAACGGCUUUGACCCAGCGCCUCCUCCUCCUGGUCUGGGCUCCUCACGCCCGUCGUCCGCUCCGGGUAUGCUGCCUCUCAGUGUGUGAGUGCCCGGUCUCCAGGUGGGGGCUCGCCCUCCUCCAACAGCCCAGGACACCCACGCCUCACCCUCCGGUGCCUGGGCCCAGCCCGUGCCCCUCUGGCUGCCUCUCCGUGGCUGGCAGAGGGCCGGCUGCAUGCCGUGGUGGCUGCUGGGCCCUGCCCAGCCCCAGGACUCCGCGCGAUAUCAAUACCGGCUAUUUUCUCUUUUCGCCGUAGUGCCGUUGGUUUCACAUGAUUGCACUUUUGUGGGUCACAAGGUGAUACGUGUAUUACUUGGUCACUGGAUGCAGAAGUACCCAUUCAUCACACCUGCCCCGUAGCCCCUUCCCUGCUGUACUGAUAGGAGUUAGUUGUAUUUAGGACACUGCAAAUCUUCUAGAAGUUCUCCCCCAAAUCAGGUCGAUGUGUGCCCUCCUGAGCUCCCACCCAGGCAUCUUCAGUGCUCAUGAUCAUGUGUCGGCCAAGACCACCCCACACAGUUUGGGCCUGUUGCUGGCAAAGAGUCAGGAAGCUCACUGAAUUAGGGAACAUUUUCUGCACCUUCUGAUUUCACUUUGGCAGUUAGGAUUCCCUUGACUCGCCCCCCAGAGCAGCGGAAUGCCCGUCUGAGCCCCAGAUGGCAGGAGCCUCGGGGGUCUGGGUCCACACCGGGCUGCGUCUCCGUGUCGUCUCCUCCGUGUGCCUCAGACUAGGGGUGGAGGCUGCGGCAUCCUCCUCGCCAGCUUUCUGGUCCUUCAGUUAAAUGACAUCUUCAGCUUUUUUCGUUUUGUCUUCGGAGGGCCUGUCCAGUUUUGUUAGGAAGGGUGGAGUGGCCUGAUUCUAGGGCCUGGCUGGUGCCGGCUCCUGGGGGGGGAGCAGAUUGACCGUAAGUGGCUGUCCCUGUGCAUCCUCUGAUUACUCUCAUGCUGCAUUUACUGUUUACAUUUGUUUUCUUGUAUAUAGGUUUGUAAACAUGAUUGCCUAAGAUAUUUGUAUAUAACUUGGGCUUUGUAGCUUUUAUUUAUUCAGAACUCAUACGGCAUGUUAAUGACUUACGAUGGUGUCCUCCUCGGGCAGCUGUAUAGGAUCAUGAUGUGGCUUAAAAGAAAAGAAAGUACUUCCCCUCAAAAAAAUCUUUUAAUGUGGAAACAAUAAAUU
Rhinolophus ferrumequinum (greater horseshoe bat) is the source of this 2383-nucleotide messenger RNA. RefSeq names its product nudE neurodevelopment protein 1 like 1 (gene NDEL1). Gene Ontology annotation, biological process: chromosome segregation; establishment of mitotic spindle orientation; microtubule nucleation. The transcript has 10 exons. The record is from RefSeq and is a predicted model, not a curated record. Gene Ontology annotation, cellular component: kinesin complex; centrosome; kinetochore. Gene Ontology annotation, molecular function: microtubule binding. The coding region runs from base 179 to 1165 and encodes 328 amino acids. NCBI's taxonomy places the organism in Eukaryota, Metazoa, Chordata, Mammalia, Chiroptera, Rhinolophidae.